UUAGUUUGAUAGAAUUUGGAUGUCGCAUACUUUUUACAAAUGCGUUCUUAGAGUAUUUCAUUUGACCAUUCCAGUGCAGUUUCAAUUGACCAUGUUAAGAAUUACUAUUAAACAGUCCCUAUUCCGUAAAGAUUAUUUAAAAACAAGGAAUCGCUUGUUAAAACUUUCAAUGGUUGCAAGGUACAGAAAAUGUUCUUCUGAGCGCGCGUCUACGUGUACGUUUAUGUGCACAUCUGUAUCUCAUAUGAAUGCGCUUCCAUACAUGGAUACGGUUAAACCUAUGAAAAGUUAGCAGACUAUGCGUUGGAGAAGCUAAUUAUGAAAGAAAAUGGCUAGAAAAGGGGCUAUAAUUACGUAAUAUAUUUAGGAACGACGGGAGAGAACAUUACCUAUAGGUAGUCGUAUUAUUAGGUAGACUCCAAUGUGAUAUAUACACGCAAAAGAUAACUUUGUCUAAGAGUUUAUAAUACUUUUGAAAAGGGCCGAUCUUUCAUCAGGGUCGUUGGAAAGAACUUAGUAACGUAGUAGUGUACUACGAGUAACGAGAAAAAACAAAAAAAAAAACAAAAAACAAAAAACAAAAAAAACUCUGUACUCAAUAGGACCACCAACCAAAAUAUUCUCGUUCGAAUUGUACAGAAUCAACGAAUUAACUUAAUAGAUCCACGCAUGCAACAAUUUUGAUUGUCAUUAAAAUAUUUUUAUUCGAUCAUCUUUUAGAUAACUUUAAGAUAACAUGAUGCUUCGCGUUAUCCCUAACAUUCUUUGCCUUUUUAAUCGUUAUUAUCGACACAACUUUCUUCCUCGAUCGUGAUCGAAGAAAGGUUAGUUCGUUGUAAACGCCUACUACAGAUUUUAGACAAUCCAUAUUUCUUCCUCCAUAAAGAAUCGAUGAGAAUAAGCAUGAGGAUUCAAAGGAUGGAAAGGGAAGGGAAGGACAAAGUAGUAGAUAGAUUUGUAAUAUAAUUUAGUUGCGGUGACGUGCCACGGGACCAUCAUUAAGGAACGAAGAAUGAUAUCGCGCAUUGAUUUUCCGUUAGUUUUUUAUAUUUAAGUAACGAUCUCGUAACGUCUUCCAACUAUCCCACACACAGUUAUGUCUACCUUAACGUUCGUGGGGAUCUCCUGUCCUCUCAAAAACGAUUGUUAUUCGAAUAAAGGAGGAUCUUACGAUCAAGACUUUUUUCUUAUUAAACUCUCGCAUUCCUUUUCUUGUAUUACUCGCAAGAAACUGUGUACGUAUACAUAUCUAUGUACAUCCGGAAAACAGUGCAAGCGGAUUAGGAAGGAGUGCGGUUAACGAGUUUAUCGACAAUGUGCAGUAAUCGUUACGAAGUGUUGUUAUCAGGUUAUGCAGGACGCAUGCGAUUCAAUAACGCAUUGAAAUGCGUUGAAACGUGACAUCGGUUUCCCUUUAAUUCACGUGAUUAUAUAUAUACGCGAUAAUGUGAAAGGUUUGCAGCCGUUAGAUAAGGACUCGACUCGAACUACGCAAAUAUUUCAUUUGUUUUAACGAGUUAUCAGCAUCAGAUCAGUGUACAAUUAAGUUGUUGAAAAAAUUUUUCCGGUGAUUCAAGUAUACCGGAAUAUAACUUCAUCCUAGAUAGAGAGACGUAUAAAGUAGACAAAAGGCAAAGUAUGGCAAAAGACAUUGCGCCGUAGAAGAAUGCAGAGCGCAGAGAUGGACGGUAACAGGAAUCAGGAAUCCUUCCCAUUCCGUAAUCUUACAGAAUUGUACAAAGGUCUGGAAAAUUUAAUAACAUGGCCAAAAACGACACCUUUAAGGGAGUCGACUGAAUACGUUCAUCGAGGGCUCGAGGUACAUUACUCUGGAUCGAGAUUAACCAAAGUUGGAAAAGAUAAAGUGCCAAGGACAUUGCUUUGUCACGAUAUGAAAGGUGGUUACCUCGAAGAUAGAUUUAUAAACGGUUCCAAUUCAAACGAAGAGUAUCUAUUUUAUCACUGGAGCGUCAUAGAUACGUUCGUUUAUUUCAGCCACUAUUUCGUGACCAUUCCACCUUAUGGAUGGAUCAAUGCAGCUCAUAGCCACGGAGUAAAAGUGUUGGGUACGGUGAUUACGGAACACGCCGACGGCAAAGUUAUUUGGAAUCUGAUUUUGGAGUCUGAAGAAACCGUAAAACGUUUUGCCAAUGCCCUCGUUCAAAUAGCAAAAUUUUAUAAAUUCGAUGGUUGGUUGCUCAAUGUUGAAAAUAGUAUUAAACCAGAAGGGAUUAAUAAUCUCGUCUACUUUGUUAAAUAUUUGAGCGAUCAUAUUCACAAGGAAAUUAUUGGCUCUGAAAUAAUAUGGUACGACAGUGUAAUCAACACGGGAGAAUUGAAGUGGCAGAAUGAGCUUAACGAGAAAAAUAAGGACUUCUUUCUAGGUUGCGAUGGAAUAUUUUUAAAUUACAAUUGGUCAGAUUCGGAAUUAAUCAAUAGUUGUAUUCUCGCGAUAGAUCUCAAACGAGACGUAAAGGACGUUUACGUGGGCUUGGACGUUUGGGGCAGAGGAUGUCCUGGUGGUGGCGGUUACAAUUCUGCUCAUGCACUCGAAAGGAUACGUAAACGGAAUCUAUCGGUUGCCAUUUUUGCUCCAGGUUGGACGCAUGAAUAUUUUGGACCCAAAACGUUCGGACAAUUGGAAGACAUGUUUUGGGCUCAACUUUUUCCUUUCUUAUACGUUCAUAUUCCAAUCUAUGACAAUGAAAGAUUUAACACGUCCUUUUGUCGUGGCAGUGGCUCGGUCUAUUAUCGUCGUGGUGUAACGCAAUCCGAAGUAUACGACGAGAAGCCGUUCUAUAAUUUGUCCAUGCAAAAAGUGCAAAUUUCGGUGCCCGUGCCACUUUUGAAAAUUUUGGGCUACACAGAAGAAAAGCCUACCGAUGACAACAAAAGUUCUUCGAAGAAAGAAGCUCUUUACGUGUACGAAACCGAAAAGUGUUACGUUCGGUUCUUGGGCAAUGUCGUGAGUUUUCAACCAAAAUCAUUACCUACGAACGUGAAUUAUUUCGAAUUUUCCAAUGUAUAUUCGUACGAGGGCGGAGGCAGUCUUAAACUGAUAACAAAGAAUCCCGACGAAUAUCAUAGAUUAUUCUUAAUAUACGUCGAGUUUGAUCGAAAUAUUCAAGGAUCCGUCGUUUACAAAGCAGAAGAAAUUAGCUCGGGAAUUAGUUCGAUAAUCGACGAACCUGUUUUGUUAUUGGCCAAUGAUUCGGGCUUGAAGAUCAUCCUGCCGUACGAGACGUUCGAGUUGAACGCAGGUUGGAGAAAGUGUGUCUACCUGACCGACAUGAAGACCGUGAACGAAAUUGGAAUAAAGUUCUCCAAAGAGAGUAGUUGUUAUUUGGGGGAGAUCGUUUUGGAAGGGAAGCAUCGUCGAUACGAUCGUUGCGAGUCAGCGGACUGUGCCAACCGGAUCAGCGACUACACUGUGUCUAUUGACCUUUCUCGAGGAAGUCAGAAACAUAGGAAGGAGUAAUAUAACAUUGAUAUAAGAAUAAGAUCGGGCCUGGAACGACCUAUAGAAUCGAAUUGUUGCUAAUCGCUAUCAUCGCGUGUAAUAUGUAAACGAGAAGAUAAAAGAUAAUCUUAAAGGUCGAGAUCCGAAGGGAGCCGAAAGAUCGAAUAAGAUUUAGGUGGAACAUGA
Molecule: messenger RNA, 3646 nt
Organism: Vespa mandarinia (Asian giant hornet)
Lineage: Eukaryota; Metazoa; Arthropoda; Insecta; Hymenoptera; Vespidae
Gene: ENGase
Product: cytosolic endo-beta-N-acetylglucosaminidase
Biological process (GO): protein deglycosylation
Cellular component (GO): cytoplasm
Molecular function (GO): mannosyl-glycoprotein endo-beta-N-acetylglucosaminidase activity
Source: RefSeq, a predicted model, not a curated record